This is a messenger RNA of Arabidopsis arenosa, 1332 nucleotides long. Lineage: Eukaryota; Viridiplantae; Streptophyta; Magnoliopsida; Brassicales; Brassicaceae. The record is from the annotation of a GenBank genome assembly.
AUAAGAAAGUCUGUUCCUUUAAUCAAUCAAAUCAAGAGACUUUGAAGAUUGUUUCCCAAUUUGCAUCAAUCGGGAUCAAGUCAAAUCUUCUUCCACUCAUCAUCUGACAAUAGAUUGAAUCAAGGGAAUUGAGAGUUGUGGGUUUGUUCGGGUUCUUGGAUUUGAAGUGGUUAAGGGAUGGAUGAAAAUAAUGGAGGUUCAAGCUCACUUCCACCUUUCCUUACUAAAACAUAUGAAAUGGUAGAUGAUUCGUCUUCUGAUUCGGUCGUUUCUUGGAGCGAUAACAACAAAAGUUUUAUCGUCAAGAACCCAGCGGAGUUUUCAAGAGACCUUCUUCCGAAGUUCUUUAAGCAUAAGAAUUUCUCAAGUUUCAUCCGUCAGCUUAAUACAUAUGGUUUUCGAAAAGUCGAUCCUGAGAAAUGGGAAUUCUUGAAUGAUGAUUUUGUUAGAGGUCGACCUUACCUUAUGAAGAACAUUCAUAGACGAAAACCGGUUCAUAGCCACUCGUUACAGAAUCUACAAGCGCAAAAUCCUUUGACGGAAUCAGAAAGACGAAGCAUGGAAGAUCAGAUCGAAAGACUGAAAAAAGAGAAAGAUGGCCUUCUUACUGAGUUACAGAACCAAGAGCAAGAGCGGAAAGAUUUCGAGCUUCAAGUAACGACAUUGAAAGAUCGGUUACAACAUAUGGAGCAACAUCAGAAAUCAAUAGUGGCAUAUGUUUCACAGGUUUUGGAAAAACCAGGACUUUCUCUAAACCUCGAAAACCAUGAGAGAAGAAAAAGAAGAUUUCAAGAGAAUUCUCUUCCUCCAAGCAGUUCACACAUAGAACAGGUCGAAAAGUUAGAAUCUUCUCUAACUUUUUGGGAGAAUCUUGUAUCGGAAUCAUGCGAAAAGAGCGGUCUGCAGUCACCAAGCAUGGAUCUUGAUGCAGCUGAGUCAAGUCUAAGUAUUGGCGAUACCCGACCCAAAUCAUCAAAGAUAGAUAUGAACUCAGAGCCACCCGUUACCGUUACCGCACCUGCUCCAAAAACAGGGGUUAACGACGACUUUUGGGAACAAUGUUUGACAGAAAACCCGGGAUCAACAGAGCAACAAGAAGUUCAGUCAGAGAGAAGAGAUGUCGAUAACGAUAAGGGAAAUCAAAGGACGUUUUGGUGGAAUUCAGGGAAUGUAAAUAACAACAUUACAGAGAAAGCUUCUUGAUAUGAAUGAGGUUUUUGUAAAAUAGAUUUUUCUUUUGUUGCUUCCUCUGAGAUUAUUGUAUUCGUGUUCAUUAUUUAUUACUCUGUUUCUCUACAGAGCUGAGGAAAAGAAGAAACUAAUAGAAUUCCA